GCUUCAAAUUGAAGCUCCCAUGCAUGAAAAACGAUAAAACCAGACGCUGAGGCCUCAACAACCCCAUCUCCCCCCAAAUAAAGAAAACAGAAACAAUUAUCCAUAGAGAUUAACCCGUUGACCAAAUUCCUCUGUUUUCCCCUGUUCUAUCUCAAUUUUGAAACAGAGGAAAACACAGCCAAUUUGAAUACCAUGCGAUUACCAAUCUUAACCCCUCAAAGCCCUAUUUUCACAUUCCUUAUAAUCUAUGCUUUCCUCUUCUCUUCCUCUAUUUCAGAACCCCGAAUCUCCGAGGCCGGUCGAUUCUGUGGACAUGCCAAGCAUAACUCCAGCAGCAACUUCAUUCCAAACUUCAUAACUGUAAUGGACUUCAUCUCCAAUGAUGUCAAUGCAAAACGCUGGGGUGAGUACACUAUUGCGUCACCUGCACCGGAGGUCUACGCCUUUGCUCAAUGCUACGAUGACCUCUCACCUAUCGAUUGCGCCGCUUGCUUUGCAGUGUCUAGAACAAAGCUCCCUCUGUGCCUUCCCUCUACCUCGGCACGUAUAUAUCUUGACGGAUGCUUUCUUGGCUAUGAUGACCACGAGUUCUCCCACCAAUCUUUGGAUGAAGAGCACAAGAAUGUGAAGUGUAGCGGCUCAGCAAUCGAUGUUUCGAAGUCCAAAACAGAAGAGUUUGCUAGAAAGGUUGAGGAUGUGAUUGGAAAUGUGACAGAAAAGGCCGUGAGCCAUGAAGGGUUUGGUGUGUUUGAGCAGAGAGGAGGGGUGGAGAAUGUGUAUGCAUUGGCACAGUGCUGGAAGACAAUCAAUGAAAGCGGGUGCAGAGAGUGCUUGGAAGAAGCAGGGGCUAGCCUCCGUCGGGAAUGUGUGCCUGGGGUUGAAGGCAGGGCUAUGUUUGCAGGGUGUUAUCUGAGGUAUUCUACUGAGAGGUUCUAUGGAAUUGAAUCUGAUUCAGAAGAUUGUGGUGAGGCUGGUUUCAAUGUUUCUUUCUCUCUCUCUUUUGAAUUUUUAUGUUUGCAUUGGGUUUUGAUAAAGCGGUCUCUUUUUCUUGUGCCAUGUUUUUUCUCAGUUAAAGUGGAACAUAUUGUUGCUACAAUUUUAUCUGCCAUGGUCCUUUGUUUGCUUGCUUUGUUUGGAGCUGUUAUGGCCUACAAGAGAUUAUCAAAGAGAAAUGAAGUGUACAAUGGUCCUAUUCAGAUAUCAAUUUCUAUACACAAGAAUAAUCUGAAUUUCAAGUACGAAAUGCUCGAAAAGGCCACCAAUUUCUUCGAUGCCUCGAGGAAAUUAGGCCAAGGAGGAGCUGGUUCUGUGUUUAAGGGAGUUCUUCCAGAUGGGAGAACUGUUGCAGUUAAAAGAUUGUACUUCAAUACGCGGCAAUGGGUGGACGACUUCUUCAAUGAGGUGAAUCUCAUCAGCGGAAUUCAACACCAGAACCUUGUUAAGCUCUUAGGUUGCAGCAUUGAAGGUCCAGAAAGUCUUCUGGUGUAUGAAUAUGUACCCAACAAAAGCCUUGACCAAGUCCUUUUUGAUAAGGACACACUGCAUAUUCUAAGUUGGAAACAAAGAUUUGAUAUCAUCUGUGGAAUUGCUGAGGGGCUUGUGUAUCUUCAUGGAAGUUGCGGAGUAAAAAUUAUUCAUAGGGACAUAAAAGCCAGCAACAUUCUGCUUGAUGAGAAUCUCAUUCCAAAAAUUGCUGAUUUUGGGCUUGCCAGAUGUGUUGGUCCUGAUAAAUCUCAUCUUAGCACAGGAAUUGCGGGUACAUUGGGAUAUAUGGCUCCUGAAUACCUUGUCCGAGGACAGUUAACAGAUAAGGCUGAUGUUUAUGCCUUUGGUGUUAUGGUUCUUGAGAUUGUGAGCGGCAGGAAGAAUCGUGUUUUCGCAGAGGGCUCAAGUUCAAUUCUCUACGCUGUUUGGAAGCAUUACAAGGCAAGAAAUAUUACUGAAGCUGUUGAUCCCAUCUUGAAAGGGGGAUUCCCGGAGAGAGAGGCAUCCGAUGUACUUCGAAUCGGGCUUCUGUGCACACAAGCUUCUCUUGCAGUGAGACCAUCUAUGACUGAAGUGGUUCAGAUGCUGACUGAUAAAGAAUGUGUCAUCCCUUCACCAAAGCGGCCUCCAUUCUUGAAUGCUAGCAUACUUAGUUCAGAUGUCUCCAGAACUUCUAUGAAGUACUUUUUGUCACAACCAAUAGAUGGAGAGGGGUCUCCUCCUCGAAAGUCGUUCACCGCUAUGCCCUGCAACGAUUGAAGCAUCUGAACCAAGGUAUAAGAUAGGAUGCAACCUGCAUCUGUAGUGGGUGAAAUGCUUGAAUUGAAAGCUUUGUAAUUACAAUCAAUGCAAAUUCUUGUAAAUAAAUGAGGGAACCUUGUGUUAGACAUAGAAGAUUUUGCAAUGUAGGCUAGUAGAUGUAGUUCUCCUCUUUUUCUCUUUCUUUGUAACUUAUUUUGGUUCUUGUGUUUGUGUCCUGUGAUGAGUAAUUUCUUAAUGAGACAGUCACACCGCCACGUGAUGUUACUAA
Prunus persica (peach) is the source of this 2515-nucleotide messenger RNA. Its product is annotated as cysteine-rich receptor-like protein kinase 1. Gene Ontology annotation, molecular function: ATP binding; protein kinase activity. Bases 193 to 2244 code for a protein of 683 amino acids. NCBI's taxonomy places the organism in Eukaryota, Viridiplantae, Streptophyta, Magnoliopsida, Rosales, Rosaceae. The record is from RefSeq and is a predicted model, not a curated record. The transcript is spliced from 5 exons. Gene Ontology annotation, biological process: protein phosphorylation.